Messenger RNA from Alternaria ethzedia, 237 nucleotides. RefSeq lists its product as uncharacterized. Gene Ontology annotation, molecular function: metal ion binding; copper chaperone activity. The transcript has 2 exons. Gene Ontology annotation, biological process: copper ion transport. Bases 1 to 237 code for a protein of 78 amino acids. NCBI's taxonomy places the organism in Eukaryota, Fungi, Ascomycota, Dothideomycetes, Pleosporales, Pleosporaceae. Gene Ontology annotation, cellular component: cytosol. The record is from RefSeq and is a predicted model, not a curated record.
AUGACGCACACCUACAAGUUCAACGUUGCCAUGAGCUGCGGCGGCUGCUCUGGCGCUAUUGAGCGCGUCCUCAAGAAGCUCGAGGGUGUUGAGUCCUACAACGUCUCGCUCGAGAACCAGACCGCCGAGAUCACCGCCGCCGAUUCGCUAUCCUACGACACCGUCCUCGAGAAGAUCAAGAAGACUGGCAAGACCGUCAAGUCCGGUGAGGCUGACGGUGAGGCCAAGGACAUCUAG